AUGCAGCUUACCUGGUACCUGGCGGCCGUGGCUGCCGCCACAGUCGCCCAAGCUUCUCCGCACCCCCCACACUGGCAACAACCACUACAGGAGACAUCCUUCUCGCCCGCACAGUUGGCUAGCCUUGGACAUGAGUUAUCAAACGCGGAGGGUGUUAUCAGCAACUCCCCUCUUCUCUCGUUCCACCGAGAUAUUAUUGAAAUUGAGUCCAUCUCCGGAAAUGAGCAUGAGAUCGGCCUCUUCGUUGCCGAGUUCCUCGAGUCCAAGAACUUCACUGUCGUGAAGCAAGAGGUCGCUCCCAUGAAGAAAAAGCAGGCCGACGAUGAUAACUCCACUCCUAAACAACGCUAUAAUCUUUACGCCUACCCGUCCUCCCAUUCAGAGCCGCCCUCCAUACUCCUCACCAGCCACAUCGAUACCGUCCCGCCCUUCAUUCCGUACUCUGUCAGCGAACCUAAGGCGCAAUACACCGCAUUUGAAUCCGAUGAUAUCAUUAUUGCUGGCCGCGGUAGCGUUGACGCAAAGGCUAGCGUUGCAGCCCAGAUCUUCGCUGUCCUUGAAACUUUGAAGGAGAAGCCCGACGCUAAACUUGGUUUCCUCUUCGUGGUCGGCGAGGAAACCGGCGGAGACGGCAUGCAGGCUUUCUCCAAGUCCGAUUUGAACAAAAACAGCGUCUACCACACUGUCAUCUUCGGUGAGCCCACCGAGGGUGCCCUCGUCUCUGGCCACAAGGGUAUGAUGGGCUUCGAGGUCCUCGCCCACGGCAAGGCUGCCCACUCCGGCUAUCCUUGGCUGGGUGAGAGCGCUGUCUCGGCUAUCAUCCCGGCGCUCGCUCGCGUCGACAAACUCGGCGAUAUCCCGGCCAGCGAGGGUGGGCUUCCCUCGUCCCCGAAGUACGGUCGCACUACAUUGAAUAUUGGUACCGUGCAAGCGGGCGUUGCGACUAAUGUUGUUCCGGCUGAGGCUCGGGCGGAUGUUGCGGUGCGUCUUGCGGCCGGGACACCGGAAGAAGCGCGUGAGAUUAUUCGUCGUGCUGUUGCGGAUGCUACGCGGGAUGUCGGUGCUGAGGUUGUUGUUGACUUCAGCUCGCACGUGGAAUUUUACCCGCCUCAGGAUGCUGAUACCGAUGUUCCUGGUUUCAAAAUUAUCCCUGUGAACUACGGUACUGAUCUGCCCAAUUUGAAGGUCAAGGAGGGUGUGAAGCGUUAUUUGUAUGGUCCGGGAAGCAUUUUCGUUGCACAUGGUGAUAAGGAGGCUCUUACUGUGCGCGAUAUGAAGGAUGCGGUUACUGGAUAUAAAAAGUUGAUCAAUGCUGCCCUAGAGCGGGAGUAA
Penicillium odoratum is the source of this 1332-nucleotide messenger RNA. Its product is annotated as M20 family metallopeptidase. Gene Ontology annotation, molecular function: hydrolase activity. The transcript has a single exon. NCBI's taxonomy places the organism in Eukaryota, Fungi, Ascomycota, Eurotiomycetes, Eurotiales, Aspergillaceae. Bases 1 to 1332 code for a protein of 443 amino acids. The record is from RefSeq and is a predicted model, not a curated record.